Herpailurus yagouaroundi (jaguarundi) is the source of this 1519-nucleotide messenger RNA. RefSeq lists its product as uncharacterized. The transcript has 4 exons. Bases 569 to 1519 code for a protein of 316 amino acids. Lineage: Eukaryota; Metazoa; Chordata; Mammalia; Carnivora; Felidae. The record is from RefSeq and is a predicted model, not a curated record.
CUACCUCCCCUGUAAUAAAUAGUCAAAGAUGCAUCAUGUGAAAAUACUGCGUCUGGGCUUUGAGACCAUAUGCUGACACUGAGAAUCUGAAAUGGGCUGACUCAUGGGUCUUGUGAAUUUUUUCUUCAUUGUCCUGAUUAAUAAGGUUAGUUGAAGUCAAGUUAUGAGAAAAUCAGUUGAGAAAGGAUGGAUGAUUUUCCUUUCUUUUCAGAAAAUACCACCCAGUAUUUAAUUACACAUGCUGUAUUUAUAACAACAAGGCAAUAUUUUUGUUUGACUUUACUGAGAAGAGUAGUAUUUUGAAAAUUCUUUUAUCUUUCUAAGAAAGCAGGAUAUUUAAAAAUAUUAUCAGGCUCUAACUAGCUGUGUAUCCCCAACCCCACUAGAGUGGCCAUUUUGACUAGAAACAAAGUUGGAUAAGGGAUGAGGUCAUGGCACCUUGAACCUGAAAACCAAAAUUGAAAUCCUGGCUGUCUGUUAAUGGCUGUGAAAUCUUGGGUAAGGGGCUCUAAUUUUCUGCACCCCCUAGAAUAUCAAAGAGAAACAGUUGGCGAGGCCUUCAGCACACAUGCAGCAAAUAUCCACAGAUUUGUCAACUGCUUUCUUGGGGAUGGCCAACCACAGCAUUUCUAAACUCGCCCAAUACGCGUUGCGAGGGUCCUCCGAACAGCUGGCUGGAGAGUUUAGAACGCGGUACUGGACAUUCGCUUUCGCUUGUUUUUUCAACCAAGAGAAGCAGGUGCGAGAGAGUCUGGGGCUUGGGAGAUGGGAGGCGGAGAAAGGGAAUUCGCUUGGUCUGAGUUUAGAAACAGCAAGUGCUCCUUACAGAUUACACUGGUGCGGCAAACGUCAGUGCAAAGCACUGUUCAUCCGAAACUUAGAAAACUCGGAACAGAAAACACCCGCCCAGGCAAUUUGUGCUCUUGCCGAACUGCCUCUAUGGGCUGAGUUACAUUUGCACCCUAAGGCUGCAAAUGUCCAAGUUCUCCCCAGAGGGAUCCUCAGAAGGACAAGGACACUAAGAGGGGAUCUAGAGUGGGAGAUGUCUGCGAUUCCGAAAGAGCAACGUUCUGGCCUCAGAAAUGAAAAGACUCCAAUUUUUACCACGACUUCCUUGGUCAAUCCAGAGUCAAACGAUUGUACUGAAUCUCAAGCCUGGAGCAGGGAUGGCCCAACCGGGCGUCUACGGCGGAAGCUAGGGGGCGGCGGGGUUGAGGAUGACAGACGCGGCUGCUCAAAUCUCUGGUUCCCGCUGCCUAAAAAGUUGCUCCCCCUCUUUCCCAAUGCUGUUGCUUUUUCUCUUCGUGAUCCCCACCCCCUGCCUCUUCCUUCUCCUCCCCUACCCCCAGCCCCGUCCGCUAUAUUAGUUGCAGUCCCUCCGGAUGUUUUAAGUCAACAAAAAAGCGCUGGGCAGGGUCAGCUGGGAGCCAAGGCGGGCAGAUUUGGGGCACGCCAUCCCCUUGGUGUCACAUGUGUUGGGGUCCUAAGAAGGCCUCCCGCCAGGGACCGGGAGAACUAG